Molecule: messenger RNA, 1356 nt
Organism: Triticum dicoccoides
Lineage: Eukaryota; Viridiplantae; Streptophyta; Magnoliopsida; Poales; Poaceae
Exons: 11
Coding region: 1-1356 (451 amino acids)
Source: RefSeq, a predicted model, not a curated record
AUGCUGCCCGUCCAGCAUGGCCAACUGGCCGAUGAUGGAGAUGAGGCAAACAAAGCGUGGACAGGGGAGAAGAGGCGCCGCAAGCACCUGCCCCCAUCAUCUUCCGAUGCUCCUGCCACUGCCCAGCACCAUGGAGACAUGGAGGGCACAAUCCAAGGGGGCCAAGAUCCGAAUCCUCAUGCGACAGACAUGGAGGACACCAUCCAAGCGGGCCAAGAUCCGAUUUCUCAUGCGACAGACAUGGAGGGCACCAUCCAAGCGGGCCAAGAUUAUGAUCUGCUGCUGAAAACAGAGCAGGCAAAAGAAGAAAGCGAGCAGUGUUUCGGGCCGUACUUCCUUCUCAGCAAGGAAGACCAGGCCAAGGAUCGUCAAUUUUUGCUUGCCAAUAUUCAGAAGGAGGACGAUUAUCCUACUGACCUGCCACUUUAUUUGACACCGGAGGAGCACAGCAAGAUAGAAGCGCGCCUUGCACGCUAUCGCGUCGCUUAUUACAAGGCUGUGAAUCCGGAGUGCGCAUGUGAGCUCAAGGAACCAGAUGAAUACACCGAUGAUGAGCUUCUUAACGAGUCGUACUUUGAUGGGUUAGAAGAUGAUGAAAGUUUUGAGUGGUACAUCCAUCCUGAAGACACCUACAACAUUGAAUUGAAUGACUACCAACGGAUUGUCCCUCGUAAUUUUCUGCCUGGUAGGAUUGGAAACCUGUACCGCUAUCAUGAUGAGUACCGCUCACGUUAUCAUACAUAUAAAAUUGAUGAUGUUUAUGUCAAGUACUAUGCAGAAAUUUCAAAGAAAAUCAAGUGGAUUGCAGAUUUUUUGCAUCUGGAUCGCAAGACUAAGGAUUGGAUAGAAUGGGAUACUAGAGCAUGGAGGCAAGCAUUGAGGAUUGCAACUGGCUUUCCCCAUAUGACUGAAAAAUUAACUGGUUAUGCUUAUGACAUAGGAUAUCUUGAGUACAUUACGGAGCUGGAAAUGGAUGCGUCCCUCAAGGACAUAGAUCUCCUCUAUUUUGAGAUCUGGAGGCUUGUCGCUAAAGAAAAUAGAACUUACAAAGAGGCUGUGAAGGAAGUUUAUGAGUCUGGCGAGUUCCCUGUACACAAAGCAAUACUACAUGCUGAACUCAAUGGGGGCCAUAUCUUUGUAACGAUGCAAGAAAUGAUUUACGCUGUUGUCCUGGAGGGUGGCAUUAAACUGACUGACGAAGAGAAGAAAGCUAGGGGUGUGUUUAGGAAGUUAUCUUUCAGCAUGCAUAAACCAUUGAACAUGGCUCAGUAUGCUCAGAAGAAGGUGGAGAUAGCAAAACAGUUGAAGUUGGACAAUGAGGAUGGAUUUGUUCCUUUUAGACCCUUUGGGUUCUGA